AUGUCUCCUGGGACCAGCGAAGAUGGCACGGACAGCGACGCCGCCUCGCCGCCCACCAAAGACGCCGCCGUAUCCGCCGCCCAGCCGAUCGAAGCCGCGCCGGAGGCUGGGCCCUCCUCGCCCAGGAACAAAGAUGCGGCCGCAGAAGCGCCAGCGGCUGACCCGGAGCCACAAAACGCGGUGGGCGGCGUCCGGGGUACAGUGCUGGAGCGCCACGGAUACACCGUUGGCAGGAGCAUCGGCUCUGGGUCCUACGCCACCGUCAAGAUCGCCCACUCUGACAGGCAUGAUCGUGAAGUCGCCAUAAAAAUUGUAUCCAAGUUCCGCGCGCCGAAGGAUUAUCUGAGAAAGUUUCUGCCGAGAGAAAUCGAAGUUGUCAAGGGGCUCAGACACAAAAAUCUCAUCCGCUUCUACCAAGCUAUCGAAACAACUCACAGGGUGUACAUCGUGAUGGAGUACGCGCCGAACGGCAGCCUGCUGGAGGUGAUCCGCAGGGAGAGCUACAUCAAGGAGCCGCGGGCCCGAGUCUGGUUCCGCCAGCUGGUCGACGCGGUCGAGUACUGCCACAACCAGGGAGUCGUGCACAGGGACAUCAAGUGCGAGAACCUGCUACUGGACGAGGAGAUGAACGUCCGCCUGUCGGACUUUGGUUUCGCGCGCGGCCGCAUGAAGGCGCGCGACCGCCAGCCGCCGCCCAUGAGCGAGACCUUCUGCGGCAGCUACGCCUACGCCGCCCCCGAGAUCCUCCGCGGCACGCCCUACCGCCCCCAGCUGUCUGACAUCUGGUCCAUGGGCGUCGUGCUCUACGCCAUGAUCUACGGCCGCCUGCCCUUCGACGACUCCAACUACACCCAGCUGCUCAAGCAAGUGCAGAGCAAGGUGAUGUUCCCGCGGCAGCCGCGGGCGUCGGCGGCGGUGCGGUCGCUCAUCACGCGCAUCUUGUCGCCCGCCAGGACGCGCCUGCGCAUCCCGGACAUCCGCGCAGACGUCUGGAUGGCCCCUGGAACGGACGACGCGGCCGCCCAGCAGAUCAGCCUCUGGUACAGGUUCUGA
Molecule: messenger RNA, 1053 nt
Organism: Schistocerca serialis cubense
Lineage: Eukaryota; Metazoa; Arthropoda; Insecta; Orthoptera; Acrididae
Product: testis-specific serine/threonine-protein kinase 3-like
Exons: 7
Coding region: 1-1053 (350 amino acids)
Biological process (GO): protein phosphorylation; intracellular signal transduction; microtubule cytoskeleton organization
Cellular component (GO): cytoplasm
Molecular function (GO): tau-protein kinase activity; protein serine/threonine kinase activity; ATP binding
Source: RefSeq, a predicted model, not a curated record